AUGGCCGCGAUCAUCACGGCCGAGUUCGGACCUGACUGUGAUCUGUAUAAAGCGCUGGGAGUAGAGCGCUCGGCCUCGGACAAGGCGAUCACGCGGGCAUACCGGAAGCUCGCGCUGAAAUACCAUCCAGACAAGCAGAAAGGCGAUGAAGCUUCACGCGCCAAGGCCACUGCCACAUUCCAGGCUGUGAGUGCGAUCCACUCGAUCCUCAGCAAUAAAGACACGCGUGCAGCCUACGACGAGUCAGGCACGAUCCAAUUUGAUGAUUACGAUGAGACCUCCCCCUCGUUCCAGAUCUGGACGCAGUACUUUGCCCGUGUCUUUCCAAAAGUCUCGGAAGAAGAGAUUCGUCGGUUCGAAGGGGAGUACCGGUACUCAGAUGAGGAGAGACGGGACGUGCUAGCAGCUUAUGUGAAGUACAAGGGAGAGAUGCCGCACAUUCUGGACACGAUCAUGUUGUCCACGGACGACGAUGAAGCGCGUUUUGUGGAAAUGAUUGAAAAAGCUGUUGAAAACAAGGAGGUCGAGACCUUUCCGGUAUGGCGAGAAUAUGUGAAGAAGCAGUCAAUGGAGAAGAAGGAGAAAAAGACGAACAAACCAUCAGCAGCGCAAAAGCGGAAGCAAACGAAGCGCGAGAAAGAAGCACGCGAGGCUGAAGCAUUGUAUCGCAAGAUCCGAGGCAAUGAGCAGAAGCAGGACCCUGACACCAAUUCUAUUGUUUUACCCAGCAAGCGCGGGAUGGACUCGUUGCUUGAAAGUUUGACAGCCAAGUAUGCUAAAAAGGGCAAGGACGCCACGAAAAAGGCGGCAACGAAAGGUCCGGGCGAACCAAGUGAGGACGAGUUUCAUGCUGCCCAGAAGCGGCUGAAAGGUCGCAGGAACGAAUGA
Molecule: messenger RNA, 888 nt
Organism: Peronospora matthiolae
Lineage: Eukaryota; Oomycota; Peronosporomycetes; Peronosporales; Peronosporaceae
Source: the annotation of a GenBank genome assembly